Messenger RNA from Labrus bergylta (ballan wrasse), 3377 nucleotides. Its product is annotated as gamma-aminobutyric acid receptor subunit gamma-3. The record is from RefSeq and is a predicted model, not a curated record. NCBI's taxonomy places the organism in Eukaryota, Metazoa, Chordata, Actinopteri, Labriformes, Labridae. Gene Ontology annotation, molecular function: inhibitory extracellular ligand-gated monoatomic ion channel activity; GABA-gated chloride ion channel activity; benzodiazepine receptor activity. Gene Ontology annotation, cellular component: dendrite membrane; neuron projection; plasma membrane. Gene Ontology annotation, biological process: nervous system process; chloride transmembrane transport; gamma-aminobutyric acid signaling pathway.
AGAGAGAGAGAGGAGGGUGCCACUGAAUCAAGUCGCUUCGACUCCCGCGCCGCUUGGACUGAUCAGACUUGAUUGAUCGUCGGGGUGCGUCCCGGAGGAUCCCCCCCCUUCGACGAGCUCAGUGGACCGGUGGGGGCCGGGGUGUGGGAAAAGACCACUGUUUGUGUGUGUGUGCGUGUGCGUGUGCGUGUGUGUGUGUGUGUGUGUGGUCGCAGAUGACACGCAAGAAGUAAGUGUGUGGGCGGAUGAGGGAAGUUCGGCGAACGCAUUGAUGGUCGCACACCUACUGUACUGCCACUUAACGCAGCAGGGAAAAAGAAAAACUCCUGGAUCUCCAGCCAUCAAUUUUUAGUGAUCGGUGGGGGGGGUGAUUCAUGGAUGGGAAAAUGACAAUCAAGUUUGCGAUCAUCUUCUUCAUACUUCUUCUUGAUCAAGGUGCAAGUUGUGAUCUACUGGAAUAUGGCGCCGACGAUGAAGAUCACCACCAUGCCACUGUCAAUCAAAUGCUGGUCCCCAGGUCGCACCAGGAGGACGCCACGCUCAUCCUGAACAACUUACUCAAGGAGUACGACAAGAACCUACGACCGGAUAUAGGGGUGAAACCAACAAUCGUCGAUGUGGGUAUAUACGUCAACAGCAUUGGGCCUGUGUCAUCCAUGGAUAUGGAGUACCAGAUCGAUAUUAUCUUCGCCCAGACCUGGGUGGACACCCGUCUGCGGUACAACAGCAGCACCAUGAAGACCCUUACCCUCAACAGCAAUAUGGUCGGGUUGAUCUGGCUGCCUGACACCAUUUUUAGAAACUCCAAGAAUGCCGACUCUCAUUGGAUAACGACGCCCAAUCAGCUGCUGAGGAUCAAGACCAAUGGGAAAAUACUUUACACACUCAGAAUGACCAUCAACGCAGAAUGCCAGCUGCAGCUCCAUAAUUUCCCAAUGGAUGAACACUCCUGUCCACUCGUCUUCUCCAGCUACGGCUACCCACGAGAUGAAAUUGUUUACAAGUGGGACCGAAACUCGGUGCAGACUUCCGACCAGAAAUACUGGAGGCUUUACCAGUUCGAUUUUAUGGGGCUCCGAAACACUACAGAUGUGCUCAGGACAACAGCAGGUGACUAUGUGGUGAUGACAGUUUACUUCGAUCUCAGCAGACGGAUGGGCUAUUUCACCAUCCAGACCUACAUCCCCUGUAUCCUGACUGUCGUCCUCUCCUGGGUCUCCUUCUGGAUCAAGAGUGAUGCCACGCCUGCAAGAACAGCUCUAGGUAUCACCACAGUGCUGACCAUGACCACCUUGAGCACGGUGGCCAGGAACUCGCUGCCUAGAGUGUCCUACGUCACCGCCAUGGACCUGUUUGUCACCGUCUGCUUCCUGUUCGUCUUUGCCGCCAUGAUUGAAUACGCCAUGCUCAACUAUUACUCCUACAGUAUACCUAAACCGCCGGCCAAGAUGCAGAAAAUGGCCUACUCAUCUUUCAAAAUUGGCCACGCCCCUCGGCCCAUGAUGCCCAUGGGCCACUCCCUGCUGUGGCACGACUACGAAGACAACUGCAUGAAUGAGUGCCUGGACGGAAAAGACUGCGCCAGCUUCUUCUGCUGCUACGAGGAGUGUAAAGAAGGCGGCUGGAGGAGAGGGCGGAUCCAUGUCAAUAUAGGCGAGCUGGAUACCUACUCGCGGGUUUUCUUCCCCACCUCUUUCUUGCUCUUCAAUAUAGUAUACUGGGUCAGUUACCUUUACCUCUAGUCUGUCUCGGGAAGCGCCCAGCUGAGCAGCCAGUCUACCAACACUUUGGACUUUGGUUUCAUGGUUUAACGUCAAAUCUACGGAAACGAUGAUGACCUGUUCGAUAUGAUGGGAAUCUUAAGAGAUGUGCUGCACCACCAGUGGUAAAAAAAGGACUGUGGCACACAUAACGCUGUGGAGGAAGUGCGUUUCCAGGAGAAAAAUGUUUGGCAGUAAAUGCAAACCAUGAAUAGAUUUCUCUUCCACUUUAUGAAUCUCAAAAAAACAAACUGUUUGUACUGACUUCAGAGAUGUUGUAGGAAAAAGGUGUGCAUUGCUUGAUCUUGAUUGUUGUGACGGGGAAGCACCCCAAAGUGCCUUCUUUAGAAAGGGUGCACCACCGAGAGAAGCAGCAAGGAGUUCCCCCUUUUUGUCACCGUUACCUCAUCGACCACAUUUAGAGUAGAGCCGAUAAAAUCAGCUGAUAUUAGCAUAUCCAGACUAUCGGCAUUGGCUACUUUUUAAUCGCAUUAAUUAUUAUUACUAGUAAUCAUUAUUACUAGAUUUAUCCACAAGUCUAAAAGCAUUGCAUUUGAGUUUCAUUGUAUUACACUAGCCGUUCUCUUUCACCAGCAGAGGGCGCUAUAUGGACUACAACAAGCAUAUUCAACCUCCAUAGUGUGAAUCGAUGAUGCAUGAACAUGCGUUACUUUCCAGCUGAGUGCCCAUCUUAAAUAAAAAAAAUUCUCUACAGUUUGAAGAUGGAUCUCAAAAAAGAUAUCAACCACUAUAUCGAUAUCAGAUUUUUCUACUCUCCCUAUUAUCGGUAUCGGACCCAAAAAUCCCAUAUCGGUCGGGCCCUAAUUUAGAGCCAUUUAUUAAUGUAACCAACCCAGAACACCACCACUGUAGAUGUUUAAAACUAAUACCAUUCAUUUGUAGCACUAGUUAUACUUUCAAUUAAGAAACUUUUAAUUAUUAUUUGUAUUAUUAUUAUUAUAUAAAUUGUAUUUACACAGAAAGUCAAUAAGCCCACACAAACAAGAUUAAUUUAAAUAUAAGUGUCAGGGGCUUAUUUAGUCUGAGUGUUAAAUCUGAGCUUUUGUACUUGAUACUUCAUGAGUAAGAGAUGCUGUUUCAGUAGAUGCCAAGAACAUUCAUGUGUUUUUCACAAGUUAAAUUCUAAAAAAACAAAAACAUACCAAGCCAAUAAACAUUAUAAUAAUAAUAAUGGGCGAAAUACACAAAUGACCAGAUGAAGGUCGCAGAAAGUGUCGUUGUUUUUCCUUCUGAUAAGUGGAACAUUUUGGGAAUACAAUUUCAAAAAAAUAAGAAGAAAUUAAUAAGUAGCUAUCAGGGCUGAGCACAACGACUGGCUACAGCUAGCCUAAGUCGGACCUGGGUGUUGUGUGCGGUGGACCAGUAACUUUCACUGGUUUUGUGACCAAUGGCAGUGUCAGUAACCUGUGGUUUGCAUAACCUAUAAAAACUAUUUUGUAAAAAAACAAGUCUGUUAUAUUACAGUGGGGUUAGAGAGAGUGGACCACAGUUUAAAUUCACUUUUAUAAUGUUGACUGGUACUUUUCUAUUAAAGGCAGGGUUGGUAAUUUUCAAAAAAACUAGCAUGAUUUUGAAAGUAGCAUUCCCUCAGUGCUA